Messenger RNA from Salvelinus fontinalis (brook trout), 4941 nucleotides. RefSeq names its product sodium/potassium/calcium exchanger 3-like. Gene Ontology annotation, molecular function: calcium channel activity; calcium, potassium:sodium antiporter activity. Gene Ontology annotation, cellular component: membrane. Lineage: Eukaryota; Metazoa; Chordata; Actinopteri; Salmoniformes; Salmonidae. Gene Ontology annotation, biological process: calcium ion transmembrane transport; intracellular calcium ion homeostasis. The record is from RefSeq and is a predicted model, not a curated record.
GGCGUACACGAACACAGCGCACAACACGACGACCGACACGACUUCACAACCAGAGUGGUAAUAGUGUCAAGGCAGAAAGACCGUACCGCUACCCAGCGCCUCAACUCUCGUGUUUGAACCGGAUUCUGCUGUCGCCGACCUUUCAAUCUGUCUACCGAUCUGAAGGCUCUAAGUGCUGUCAUCACUUCUGCAUCCACCCACUCCUCUUGUGUAAUCUUGUGUGAUCUCAAGGCAUGGAUGUCACGGUGCGCCUUGGCAGGAUAAAAUAUUGUAAUCCGAAUUGAGUAGGCUACAGUCUGAGAGGAUAUAGCACUGGUUUACACAAUCAACUAACUUGACAUUCAAGUUGCAGAGGAAAGUGUAGCCUAGUGCAAUUAAGCUGUGAAAAGUGGAAACCGACCUGACCGUAACUGCAACGGAUAUGUUUUGACUGGUGAGGGUCCGAUUUCGGAAUGAAGGCGGCGGUACAGACAGGGAGACGGCGGCCCUUCCAGCGGUUCUGCUGCUGUGGAGUUGGGCUUCUCGCGGUCAUUUGGCUCGCACAGGUCGCGCACGUGACAGAGCCGGAGUCGUCCGGGUCUCAGCCAGAAGAGGGGGGUGUUUCAGUUCGUUCCAGACGCAGGCUGAUGCAAGAGGAGCGGACAGAAGACAACCAGACACUGGACCUUCCUAGACCAGGUGUGUUCAUCACUAAAGGAGACGUGGGGGUCGGCACCAUCGUGGGUUCAGCUGUCUUCAACAUCCUGGUCAUCAUUGGUGUUUGUGGCAUCUUUGCGGGCCAGACGGUGGUUCUGACGUGGUGGUCUCUGUUCAGGGACUCCACCUACUACAUCUUCUCUGUGCUGGCUCUCAUCCUGGUUAUAUACGAUGCAAAAGUUGUCUGGUGGGAGGCCGUGCUCCUAAUGACCAUGUAUGGAGUUUACAUUCUUAUCAUGAAGUUCAACUCCCAGAUCAGGGGAUGUGUGCAACGUCGGUUUGGGGGCCCGGGUCAGUGCUGCCUUGUCAGUGAGGGACUCAGAGACGAGGAGAUGGCAGAGGACGGACUCACCUGUAACACCAACAUGGUGCUGCUCAGGAAAGGACAACCCCAGGGUCAGGAGUCUCCUCCGGUGGUGAUGGUGGACGAGCUCCUGAUCCUCAACCCCCACCAGCUGUCCUUCUCCGAGGCCGGCCUGCGCAUAAUGAUCAGCCCCCACUUCUCCCCUCGCACCAGGCUCACCAUGGCAGGCCGUGUGCUCAUCAGUGAGAGACAGAGAUUGAUCAGGAGUCCCAACAGCCAGCUGGACGGGGAGGCCAGCCCAGCGGCAGGGGGCACCCCUCUAAAGGGGUUGGGCUCUGGAGGUCUGGAGAAUGGGGGCAGUGUGGAGAAGCAGAUCCCUGACAGGGCCAGGGUAGGGGAUGCAGGGGCAGAGAAGCCAGGAGCGGAGGGCUGUCACACUGAGGAAGAGGAGGAUGAUGAUGAUGGGCCAUUCAGGCCUCUGCAUUGGCCAGGGGGUUGCUGUGCGCGGGUCAAGUGGCUGAUCUCGUGGCCCCUGGGCCUGCUGCUGUACUGCACUGUGCCUAACUGUGUGUACCCACGCUGGCACCGCUGGUUCAUGGUCACCUUCGUGGCCUCCACCCUGUGGAUAGCCAUCUUCUCCUACCUCAUGGUGUGGAUGGUCACCAUCAUCAGCUACACACUAGACAUCCCAGACUACAUCAUGGGCAUCACCUUCCUGGCAGCGGGCACCAGUGUGCCAGACUGCAUGGCCAGCCUCAUUGUAGCUCGGCAAGGUUUGGGGGACAUGGCGGUGUCUAACUCCAUUGGCAGUAAUAUCUUUGACAUCCUGUUGGGGCUGGGUUUUCCCUGGGCUCUGCGCACUCUGGUGGUGGACAACGGAUCAUUGGUCUACAUCAAUAACAAGGGCCUGGUGUAUUCUGUCGUCCUGCUGCUGGCCUCUGUCUUCCUCACAGUCAUGAGUGUCCAUCUGAACCACUGGAAGCUGGACCGCCGUCUGGGCCUGGGGCUGAUAUUACUCUAUGCCAUCUUCCUGCUCUGCUCCAUCUUCUUUGGGCAGAUGUGAGGCUGACGCUGGGGUCGAAUGUCAACCCUGAUUUGCCUUCCUGUCAGCUGCCACGUCCAGGAGUCCUCUGUCUCCCUGAGAUACUCUGUCCUAAAGCCAAAAAAAACAGCCUCAGCUACAUCAUGCUACAGUUAACAUGUGAUGUUCCACAAACAGGAUAUCCUUGGGUGACAUUGUACACAAAUACACACACACGUUUUACUAUCCUUGUGGGGACCUAAAAUUUUCCCUAACCCUUGCCCUAAUCCUAAAUAGCCUUUGUCCACAAGGGAGAAUUUUCCUUGUGGGGACUUCCGGAUAGUUUCAGUCUCUCUCUCUCAGUCUCUCUCUCUCUGUCUCUCAGUGGUGACUCUUGGGGAUUUUAAGGUCCCCUCAAGGAUAGAAGAACCUACUCACAUGCACACACACGCACACACACAGCAGUCUUUUCUAUAGCACAAACCUUUUUCUUCCGAAGUUUGGUGUUUUAAUACGUAGCAACACCUAAUGUUCAGCAGUGACCAAUGGAAAAAUAAUACAGUAGACUAAUCCUCGUUUCUUGACCUUACGUUUGGAACGCCCGUGUUUGUUUUCAAUGUAUGACCUAGCUGACAUUACGUUGUUGUGUGGUGAUACAGUGUGUACAUUUGUGCAAAUGUUUAGCAGUGCUGGGGUACAGUGGAGCAUAGAACUGUCAGUAAGGUACUAUGAACGAAGCAAUAAGAAAAAUGGACGUUGUUAACGUAUCAUAGACUUAUAAUAGAAGAAGUAUUCGUAAGAGAUGCAGAUUAUGUGACUAGAAUUUGUAAAGUGACUGACCGAGUUCCUCCAAAGAGGAUUCAUUAAUCAUGUUUUGCCUCACAACAUGUACUGUUACAAACUAAGUAAAUAAUAGGCUAACGUGAAAUCUACGAUUUUAGCAUUUUUAGAAGUGUUAUUACUAUUGACUACAUGUUUCUAUGAGUGUCACAACCUUUGAUAUCAUGCGUACGGGUCUGUUGUAAUAGUUCACUACGUUUAGGGACGAUCAGUGUUUGUAUUACUGUACAAUGAUUAUUAGGUCUACAAGACCCUACUUUUUACUGUUUCUAAAUGUUUACUAAAUAUUUUACAUAGUUUUACAAAAAAUUUACGUCAGACAGACUAGAUUUGUGGUGUUUUUGAUAUAAGCACUAAAUAACAUAUUCUUCCCAUGAUAUUUGUGAGAAUAUCAUAUACUGUAACUGAAAAAUGAAGUAUAUUUUUGUCACUUUGUAAAGUGAUACUAAAUAAGACUGACACUUCAGAUCAGCACAGUCCACCUAUAUCUGAUGAAAGGAGAAUGAGGUUAUAUUGAAUUGUAUCACUUUCUAAGCCACUAUUCUAUUUAAGCCAGCUAAGAUCCUUUUUAGCACUGAACCGCCUUGAUUUAGUAUCUUUAUUUAUUAUUUCCAAGAGAUUUUAUAUAUUUCUUUUGUCAAGUGCUUGUGAUUACAAUACUUUAUACUAUUUUGCAGAGCAAACCAUUUUCUCAAAAACGUAUAGGUAUUUAUUUACAGCAUGAAUAUGAUUUCCUGAAAUAAUUUAGAUUUCAGAUCAGAUCAAAUGACUCAAACUUUUUGCCAAAUGAAAGGACUGCAGAAUACAUUCUUUAUGUGAUCAAACUAUUGCACUGAACGAAAACAUAAAUGCAACAUGCAACAAUUUCAAAGAAUGUACUGAGUUACAGUUUAUAUAAGGAAAUUGAAAUAAAUUCAUUAGGCCCUAAUCAAUGGAUUUCACAUGAAUGGGCAGGGGCACAGCCAUGGGUGGGCCUGGGAGGGCAUAGGCCCAACCACUUGGGAGUCUGGCCCACCUACUGAGGAGCCAGGCCCAGCCAAUCAGUAUAUGCUUUUCCCCACAAAAGGGCUUUAUUACAGACAGGAGUACUCCUCAGUUUCAUCAGUUGUCUGGGUGGCUGGUCUCAGACGAUCCUACAGGUGAAGAAGCCGGAUUUGGAGAUCUUGGGCUGGCAUGGUUACACGUGCUCUGCGGUUGUGAGGCCGGUUGGAUGUACUCCCAAAUUCUCUAAAGCGACGAUGGAGGUGGCUUAUGGUAGAGAAAUGAACAUUCAAUUCUCUGGCAACAGCUCUGGUGGACAUUCCUGCAGUCAGCAUGCCAAUUGCACGCUCCCUCAAAACUUGAGACAUCUGUGGCAUUGUGUUGUGUGACAGAGUGGCCUUUUAUUGUCCCCAGCACAAGGUGCCCAUGUGUAAUGAUCAUGCUGUUUAAUCAGCUUCUUGAUAUGCCACACCUGUUAGGUGGAUGUAUUAUUUUCGCAAAGCAGAAAUGCUCACUAAUAGGGAUGUAAUCAAAUUUGUUUUCAAAAUUUGAGAGAAAUACGCUUUUUGUGCGUAUGGAACAUUUCUGGGAUCUUUAAUUUCAGCUCAUGAAACAUGGGACCAACACUUAACAUGUUGCAAUUAUAUUUUUGUUCAGUAUAGUUCUGCUUUUUGAUUUCAGCCACUCAACAUUUUUUACAUUUCAAAUAAGGAGUAGAGGAGUAGAGACUGUUGAGUUGUACAGGCUGGUUGCUGGUGCUGCUAAGUAUCCCAGGUUUAGUCACCUGUCGUAUGUCCAGGGUAGUCCUUUAUUAAGUACCUACUGAGAUAGGAAGACCACCAAGGAGUCCCCACUACCAACCAACCAGUCAUAAAUCCUGCCUCUGUUAGCAGUUCAGGUCAGAGCACCAAAUAAAACCCUGAUUUAGUUCUCACAUGGAAGAUCUGUGUAUGAAGUGUUGUUCCUCAAUGUUUUAUUCUGUUAGGUUGGAGCCGCCAGAUAUUCCAGCACUGAGAUUCGUUACUUUAGACAUGAUCUCUGAUCAUUGAGAACUUUUGUAUGUUGUUGAGUGCAAUAAAUAAAAUCUGUGCAAUAACAA